Molecule: messenger RNA, 1254 nt
Organism: Exserohilum turcica Et28A
Lineage: Eukaryota; Fungi; Ascomycota; Dothideomycetes; Pleosporales; Pleosporaceae
Exons: 6
Coding region: 1-1254 (417 amino acids)
Biological process (GO): transmembrane transport
Cellular component (GO): membrane
Molecular function (GO): transmembrane transporter activity
Source: RefSeq, a predicted model, not a curated record
AUGGAGCUUGAGACCCAGAAAAACCCAGAAACUUUCAGCUCUACGGUUGAAGUCUACAGUCGAGAUGACAGGGACCUCAUGCGAUUGGGCAAGAAACCGGUACUGAAGCGCAACUUUGGCUUCAUGCAAAUUCUCGGAUUCUCUUGUACGGUAUUGGUAACUUGGGAGGGUAUUUUGCAUUGGGUAGCCAUGUUAGCUCCGAGAUCAUACAGCAAAUUCCUCAGUUUCAUCACUGGAUGGGUGACAUUGAUCGGCUGGCAAGCGACCACCGCCUCCUCCGCCUACCUGGGUGGAACUAUCCUCCAAAGUACCGUGUUGCUGGUGAAAUCGGAUUACUCUCCGAAACCCUAUCAAGCCAUGCUGCUUGGGUGGGCGUUGCUCGUCUUCUCAGUCACCAUAAACACUGUCGGUAGCAAGACGCUAGCCUAUUUCGAAGGCUUGAUUCUAAUCAUACAUGUCUUGGGAUUCUUCGCCAUCAUGGUUCCUUUGGUAUAUCUUUCCGACCAUAGCGACGCUUCGAUUUUCACUACGUUUGUAAACUCUGGAGGCUGGUCGACUCAGGCACUCUCUUUUAUGGUUGGACUGCCAUCCUCUGUCUUUGCUCUUAUUGGCGUUGACUCGUGCGUUCAUAUGGCCGAAGAAGUCAAGAAUGCGACCAGAGUGGUUCCAAGAGUCAUCCAGAUCAGCGUGUUGCUAAAUGGCACUCUGGGACUCGCAAUGUUGGUUGCAUAUCUCUUCUGCCUUGGAAACCUGGAUGAUGUCGUGGAAUCUUCGGCAACGUUUGGGUAUGCUUACCUGUAUGUAUUCUUGAAGGGUACAGGGUCUGCUGCCGGGGCAGCAGCUAUGGCUCUCAUCAUGUGGGCUCUUGGUGUUUGCUGUCUGGUCAGUCUCAUGGCUGCAACCUCCCGACAGCUGUGGUCUUUUGCGAGAGACAAUGCCGUACCGUUCGCAACUCAAGUCACCAAGGGCAUUGACCCGUAUAACGAACGCGCUACAGUGGUCGGUCCAGAGACAUUACGAUGGGGGCCUUGGAAAGUUCCCGGAGCAUUAGGCACAGCGAACAAUCUAUUCGCUUGCGUGUACCUGAUCGUCAUGUGGUUCUUCUCAUUCUGGCCAGCAUCGGUCAAGGUUAAUGCAGAAUCCAUGAACUUUAGCUCAGUCACGUUUGGCGGCACAGUACUAUUAGCUAUGUUGUGGUAUUUCAUAUACGGCAGGAAGACAUAUGUAGGACCAACUGUCGAAGUGGAAUUGUAA